Molecule: messenger RNA, 2570 nt
Organism: Esox lucius (northern pike)
Lineage: Eukaryota; Metazoa; Chordata; Actinopteri; Esociformes; Esocidae
Gene: slco1c1
Product: solute carrier organic anion transporter family, member 1C1
Exons: 15
Coding region: 304-2472 (722 amino acids)
Biological process (GO): sodium-independent organic anion transport; transmembrane transport
Cellular component (GO): membrane
Molecular function (GO): protein binding
Source: RefSeq, a predicted model, not a curated record
GUCUGGUUGAGGUUUAAGACGUAAUUUGAACAGUGUAUAAGGAUUACAAGAAGCGGGAACAAUCGGAGGUGACAAUAGGCCUAAGAAAAACACCUUAUUCUAGGACCUAUAAUAACCCGUGCCUGUACUACUCUUUCAGCCUUAUAAGUUUCGCCUGAGCUUGAGACAUCUGCUGCGCACUCUUCGCAGCCCAAACUCUCUGCCACUGGGAAUAUUACGCGCUUUUGUCAAAGGUUGUUAUAUUGACGUAAAAUAUACUGGCUAUUGUUUCCAAAUAGCCUAUAAUCGGGGUUGCAUGCAUCAAUGCCAAGAAAUUUCAUUAGGGAAACUUUGCCCAAGGAAAACCAGCGCUAUCUGUGUAGGAUGGAGCCAGUGGCUAAGGAGAGAGCCACGACAGAGAAUGGACGCAAGUCCUCACAGAGGGAGCAACGAUCCUCUAGCUCCAGCCUCAAGAUGUUCCUUGUGGCCUUGUCAUUUGCCUACUUCGCCAAGGCCUUGUCCGGCAGCUACAUGAAGAGCACAAUAACCCAGCUGGAGAGACGCUUUGACAUCCCCAGCUACCUAAUAGGUGUCAUCGACGGGAGCUUUGAGAUGGGUAACCUGUUGGUUAUAGCGUUCGUGAGUUACUUCGGUGCAAGGCUGCAUCGGCCCAAGAUCAUAGCCAUUGGUUGUGUGCUGAUGGCAGUGGGAACAUUCAUCAUCGCUCUGCCACAUUUCCUCAUUGGACGCUAUAAGUUCGAAACGUCAAUCCGAUCGUCAGUGAAUUCAACCAAUAACCUCUCUCCAUGUCCAGCACGUCUGCUGUCACCCGUCGCACUAGCUUCUGGUGACGUUCUUCCUGAAGUGCAGAGCGCCGGUGUAGCAGGCUGUGAGGGUGAGUCCAAUCUAUCCAUGUGGAUCUAUGUUUUCCUGGGGAACGUUUUACGAGGGAUCGGGGAGACUCCAGUGCAGCCACUUGGAAUCUCUUACAUAGACGAUUUCGCCCGGGAGGAAAAUGCUGCCUUUUAUAUCGGUUGCGUUCAGACAAUAGCGGUCAUUGGUCCUGUGUUUGGCUAUUUACUGGGAUCCCUGUGUGCCAAGAUCUAUGUGGACAUUGGAUUUGUCAGCAUGGAAAGUAUUACCAUCACCCCAGGUGAUGCCCGCUGGGUGGGGGCUUGGUGGUUGGGUUACCUGAUAGCUGGAGUGAUCACCUUGCUCUCCGCCAUCCCCUUCUGGUUCCUGCCCCGUUCCCUGCCCAUCCCUGCAGAACAAAGCCUGGCACAGUGCUCCCCAGAGCAGGCUAGCUUCAUUAAAGAUUCGCCUCAUCUGGAGCACAAGUACCAGGCCGAUGAGCCAGCCAGCUUCCUGGAGAUGGCUAAAGAUUUCAUACCAACUUUGAAAACCCUCCUUGGAAACCCAGUGUACUUCAUCUACCUUUGUGUGACCAUCAUUCAGCUGAACUCCCUUAUUGGCAUGGUAACUUACAAGCCCAAGUACAUAGAACAGCACUAUGGACAGUCGGCAUCAAAAGCCAAUUUCUUAAUGGGUACGAUUAAUAUCCCCGCUGUAGCUUUGGGAAUUUUCUUCGGUGGUCUGCUGAUGAAGAGGCUGAAGCUGGAUAUCAUGGGAGCAGCCAAGUUUGCAAUAGGAACCUCUUUGAUAGGCUACUUCUUAUCUCUUUUCUUCUUUGCCAUGAGCUGCGAGAAUGCCAAAGUGGCUGGGAUCACGAUUCCCUACAACAGGGUGAACGGUGUAUCAGGCUGUAAUUCACAAUGUGUUUGUUCAGAAAGUGACUGGGACCCUGUCUGUGGGGAGAAUGGCAUCACAUACGUCUCUCCCUGUCUGGCUGGAUGCCAGGCCUCCACCGGAUCAGGGAAGAACACGGUGUUCUUUAACUGUAGCUGUGUCGCCACUGCUGGGUUAAGCAGUGGUAACCUGACAGCCAGCGCAGGCCACUGUACACAGAGACAGGACUGUGACCGGGUCUUCUCUUACUUCCUGGCUCUCUCCGUCAUCACUUCCUUCAUCAUCUCCCUGGGUGGCACACCAGGCUACAUGGUGCUAAUCAGGUGUAUCAAGCCUCAACUGAAGUCUUUAGCUCUUGGAUUCCACACUCUGACCACACGCACACUUGCGGGCAUCCCAGCACCCAUUUACUUCGGGGCGAUCAUCGACACCACGUGUCUGAAGUGGGGCCUAAAGAAAUGCGGAGGGAAAGGAGCCUGUUGGUUAUACAACACUACAGCGUACAGAAUAGCCUACCUGGGUCUAACUAUGGGCCUGAGGACAGUAUCCUUCCUACUGUGCAUCCUGGGAUUCCUGCUGCUCAAACGACACCUGCGGAGAGAGGAAUGCUGUGCCCACCAGCUGGCCAAUGGCGGAGCAGAACUGGAAGCUCUCAGGGAAGAGGAUGUCCUAGCCUCCAACUCGGAGCAAUCACUACGAACGUCAACAACAGACUGCAACAACACAGAGAGAGAGACCCGGCUGUGACAGUCUGAGCCAGUCUCCUUGGACAUACAGACAGAACUAUACACAUACGCACAGGCAGCGUGCACGCACACACAUACAGACACACACACACACAGACA